AAGGCAGGUUUUUUCAUUUACAGUGAUCAAUCAUGGGCUCCAUGAGCACUCAGUUCCUUAAGAAUAAGGUUGUGUUCAUCAUGGGUGCAACGGGAACUGGGAAAUCUCGACUCUCCAUUGACCUUGCCACCAAUUUCCCCGCAGAGAUCAUAAACUCGGAUAAAAUUCAAAUGUAUCGAGGACUUGAUAUUGUUACCAACAAGAUUACCAACUUGGAGCGCCAAAGAGUGCCUCACCAUUUGCUAGGGGAGUUUGAUCCUGAUUCCGACUUCACUGCUCGAGAUUUCUGUUAUCAUGCUCUUGAGGCUAUCGAAAAGAUAAUAAGGUCUGGACGCAUUCCUAUCAUCGUUGGUGGGUCAAAUUCCUUCAUUGAAGCAUUGGUGGAGGACCCUGACUUCAAGUUCAAGUCGCAAUAUGAUUGUUGCUUCAUAUGGCUUGAUGUUUCGUUGCCUGUUCUGCACUCGUUUGUCUCAAAACGAGUUGACCAAAUGGUUGAUGCAGGGAUAGUUGAUGAGGUACGAAAAUUGUUUAUACCCGGUGCGGACUAUACCCGGGGCAUUCGUCGGGCAAUUGGAGUUCCUGAAAUGGACAAGUACUUUAGGCUCAAACCCGAAAUUGACAAUGAAACCAAGGAAAUGUUACUUGGAGUUGUCAUUGAAGAGAUCAAAGUCAACACUCGCAUAUUAGUCCAUACCCAGUUGACAAAGAUUCGUCGAUUUAGGGACGAGCUUGGUUGGCCAUUGUACCGCAUUGAUGCGACAUGUGUGUUUGAGAAAGGUGGCGAUGAGGCCAACCAUGCAUGGGAAGAGUUUGUGGCAAAGCCGAGCUUGGCGGUGGUAAAUGAAUUUCUCGAAGAGAAAAAAAAUGGUGUAGUUGCUGCAAAAACUAUUUCCUCUGCUUUUGUGAAUCAACAUUUGGAGGGGCUUAAAGUUUAAACUAAAGUGGGAGUGAGAACUAACGAUUUAGCAAAUUGGGGUUGGUUUAAACCAUAAAAUAAGUCUUUUUUAGGACUUGUUUCUAGGUCUAUUAUGAGUUUGGUUAAUAAAGCGACAUAAUUAUUAUAAAAGUU
Messenger RNA from Camellia sinensis, 1069 nucleotides. NCBI's taxonomy places the organism in Eukaryota, Viridiplantae, Streptophyta, Magnoliopsida, Ericales, Theaceae. The record is from RefSeq and is a predicted model, not a curated record.